GCGGAGCUCUGCGCGUGGCUCUAGCGGCUCCAGCGGCGCGGGCGGUCCCGGGCGGGCCAGGAUGGGCGGGCGGCCGCGCGGGGGACGCGGGGAGCGCGCGAGGUGAUCGCCGGGACUCGAACCCCCCACCCCCGCCCCGCCCGGCCGCGCCGGCUCCAGGGUCUGCUCCCGGGGCGCGGACGCGGGGGCGGCGGCAGAGUCCGAGCCAGAGCAUGCGGGACGCGGCGCGGACGGCCUGGGGGCGCGCGGGGCAGCUGUGGCCGCGGCCCCUCGCCCAGGGCCCGCUCCCGCCGUCGCCGCCGCAGCCGUUGCUGCUGCUGACCGCGCUGCUGGCGGUGCUCCUGGGCGGCGCGGGCGCGCAGUACUCCAGCGACCUGUGCAGCUGGAAGGGGAGCGGGCUGACGCACGAGGCACACAGGAAGGAGGUGGAGCAGGUGUAUCUGCGCUGUGCGGCCGGCACCGUGGAGUGGAUGUACCCUACAGGCGCACUCAUCGUGAACCUGCGGCCCAACACCUUCUCGCCUGCCCGGCAUCUGACUGUGUGCAUCAAGCCUUUCAGGGACUCCUCGGGGGCCAAUAUUUAUUUGGAAAAAACUGGAGAGCUGAGACUGCUUGUGCGGGACGGAGACGGCAGGCCUGGCGGCGUGCAGUGCUUCGGCCUGGAGCAGGGCGGCCUGUUCGUGGAGGCCACGCCGCAGCAGGACAUCGGCCGAAGGACCACGGGCUUCCAGUACGAGCUGAUCAGGAGGCACAGGGCGUCGGACCUGCACGAGCUGUCGGCCCCCUGCCGCCCCUGCAGCGACACCGAGGUGCUCCUGGCCGUGUGCACCAGCGACUUUGCCGUUCGAGGCUCCAUCCAGGAAGUCACCCAUGAGCCGGAGCGGCAGGACUCGGCCAUCCACCUGCGCGUGAGCAGACUCUACCGGCAGAAAAGCAGGGUCUUUGAGCCGGUGCCCGAGGGUGACGGCCACUGGCAGGGACACGUCCGGACGCUGCUGGAGUGUGGCGUGCGGCCGGGGCACGGUGACUUCCUCUUCACCGGUCACAUGCACUUUGGGGAGGCGCGGCUGGGCUGUGCCCCACGCUUCAAGGACUUCCAGAGGAUGUACAGGGAUGCCCAGGAGAGGGGGCUGAACCCUUGUGAGGUUGGCAUGGACUGACCUGGGGUCCUCGGGGCGCUGCCUCCCUCUCUGAUGAGCCACAGGCUGCAGUGGGUGCUGGAGUCCUGGUGGGGGCCAGGUGUCCGGGGCCCAGACCUGACCCUGGCGCCCAAGCUGGAAGUGCUUGCCACACUCAGCCCUGUGAGCUGCCAGCCAUGGACGCCCUGGCCGAUUGGAAAUGCUGUAAAAUGCAAACUAAGUUAUUAUAUUGUUUUUUGUAAAAAAAGAAAUGUGCAUAGGAAACCGUCCUGUGUC
This is a messenger RNA of Saimiri boliviensis boliviensis (Bolivian squirrel monkey), 1415 nucleotides long. RefSeq names its product meteorin like, glial cell differentiation regulator (gene METRNL). Gene Ontology annotation, biological process: positive regulation of brown fat cell differentiation; energy homeostasis. The record is from RefSeq and is a predicted model, not a curated record. Lineage: Eukaryota; Metazoa; Chordata; Mammalia; Primates; Cebidae. Gene Ontology annotation, molecular function: hormone activity.